CUAACUUAUCUUUUUAUACAUAAAAACACCCCAUAAUGGCUCCUCACGCUGUCAGCAAUGGUGCCACUGGUGCUUUGAACGGUGCUGCCCCUGACACUAGUAGCGAUACCGCUUCUCAAGACGUUAAUUUUGCCAGAGAUUCCAGUGAAUCAUUGAAAGCAGUUAACUUGAAUCCUUUUGGAGCUAGUACUGGUCCACAAUCUUUACAAGGUACUUAUUAUACUUGUCCAAAUACUGUGAUCAACCAAACCAUCUAUUCUGUUUCCAGUAAAAUCUUCAGUUAUGAAACUCCAGGAGCUGAAAAUUCUUUAGAUGCCCAUUUGCAACUUUGGUCCCAGCAUCACCAAAGAGAAAAUUCUUUUGGUGUUGUUCCAUUUUUCCAUAGACUUCAAGUUAGAUCUGGUGCCUCAAAUGCUAUUCUUGGUUAUUUCAGUAAAAACGGUACUUUUGGUCAGCCUUUAGCAACUGUUUUAGGUUCAAAUGCUUUAUCUUAUAUGCAUCCUACUUUGGCUGGUAAAUCUGCCAACUUACCAUUAUCUCUUAACGUUUCAGCUAUUGAUUUUGAUUCAAGCUCGGGUUCUUUGGUCUCCAACUAUAUCACUCCAUUGAAUGUUGCCCGUUCUUUGGGUUAUUCUGUUGUUACUCCUGUUAACUCCAAAGACGGUUUGGAAUUACAGUUUUUGACUUUAUUAAAUCAUUAUUUGGCCUUUUUAACCGGUAGUCCUUCAUUAAACUUGUUUGACGGUCCUGAAUUUUCCAAGACUUACACUAAGUUUUCAAACUUAUUAUCUGUUGAAAAAUUGGGUCAAUUAUAUCAAGAUUUAUUAUCAAACACUAAUGAAACUCCUUCUGGCGUUGACCAGGCUAUUGAUUUUGCUUUCAAUAAUUUGAAUAAACUUGCUGGUACCAAUUACAAGCAAUUUGAAUACAUCGGUCACUCCAACCCUGAAACUGUAUUUGUUGUUUACGGUUCUAAUGAAUCCACCCAAGUCUCUGAUGUCAUUAGUAAGAUUACCGGCUCUACUAAAGUUGGUUUAAUCAAAGUUAGGGUUCCAUUACCUUUUAAUCAAUCCAAGUUUAUUCAAAGUAUUCCUUCUUCAACUCGUAAAUUGGUUAUUUUGGGUCAAGUUAAUAAUGACACUUCUUUUACUAAUGCUUCUUCUUCUUUGAAAGCAGACAUCACGGCUGCUUUAUUUUUGGGAGGUGUCUACCAUAACCUUACCAUUGAUGAGUUCACUUAUCCAUUAAACUUUGUUUGGUCUCCAGUAACUAUUACUAAAGUUUUGAGUGAAUUUUUACCAAACUUGGAUCCUGCUUUGGUCUUGGGUGCUCAAAAUCUUCAACCUGUCUCUAAUGUUACUGCUAACACCAGUCCUGAAGGUAAGUACUUGAUUUGGGGUAAAGAUAAUACUGAUUUUUUGAAAGUCGCUCGUAAAUUGGCUUUAUCAUUAUCAUUAGAUGAUUCCAAAUUUGUCAGUAUUAGAAACAAAUAUGAUAACGUUAAUGGUGGGGGGUCAUUUCACUCCCAGAUUGUUUCUGCAACCAAUCCAGCUGAUGUUACCAAUGUUGACUCUGCCGAUGUUGUUUUGGUUGAAGAUUCUUCACUUUUAAAUUAUUUUGAUAUUUUGGCUACCGCUAAGCCUGGUGCUACUAUUUUAUUGGUAAAUAACAAGCCAAUUAAGGAUUCUUUUGAAAACGAUGUUGUUGCCAAAUUGCCAAUUGAUUUCAAACGUGCUUUAGCUAAAAAUCAUAACAAAUUGACUGUUAUCGAUUUCUCUAUUUUAGAAGAGUUAGAUAAAUUGAAUGAUGCUACUAAGGGAUUUUCAGAUGACUUUUUGGUUCAAUUAGGUUUCUGGAGAGCUUCAUUACCAGAAUUGGGUGGGUUUAUUGUUAAUAAACUUUUACAAGCCAAUGGUAACAGCUUUGAGUUAUUAGCUGUUGUUUUAGAUAAAUUCAUUGCUACAGUCGAUGAAUUGAAAGGUUUGAAACCUGUUAACGUUUUACCUGAAUGGGUUGAUUUGGAAGAUACCCCAGUUGAACAAAAAGAAGCCGAAGAAAAGAAGGAAGAAUCUAAGGAAGAAGCUGAAGCUGAAGAAUCUGAACCAUUACCUUUCUUUCCAACUGAAACAUCUUUCUUCCCUAAUCCACGUAAAGAUAAUGCUGGUGUUGAGGAAACUAUCCAUGGAGGUUAUCGUGAUUUAGCCACCAAAUUGGUCUUCCCAGAAGCUUAUGGAGUCAAAAAGGAAUUAAGACCAGACUUGCCCGUUAAGAAUUUCGUUGUCAAGGUUCAAGAAAAUAAGAGAUUAACACCAAGCGAAUAUUCAAGAAACAUUUUCCAUAUUGAAUUUGAUACCACCGGAACCGGCUUAACUUAUGAUAUUGGUGAAGCAUUGGGUAUCCAUGGUAGAAAUAAGGAUGAAGAAGUUGAUAAAUUUUUAGAAUUUUAUGGAGUUGAUGAAAACUCUUUGGUUGAAAUCUCUAAUAAGGAUAAUGCGCAAAUCUUAGAAAUUAGAUCAGCAAGACAAGCUUUAACUGAAACUGUUGAUUUCCUUGGUAAACCACCAAAAAGAUUCUAUGAAGCAUUGGCUGAAUUUGCUGAAGACGAUAAGGAAAGGGAACACUUAGAAAAAUUGGCCAGUGGUGCAGGGGCUGAAGAAUUGAAAAAGAGACAAGAUGUUGAUUUCUCUACUUACGUUGAUAUUUUAGAAGAGUUUAAAUCUGCUAGGCCAUCAUUUGCUGAAUUAGUCAAGAUUAUUGCACCAUUGAAGAGAAGAGAAUAUUCCAUUGCCUCAUCACAAAGAAUUCAUCCAAAUGCAGUUCAUUUAUUAAUUGUCGUUGUUGAUUGGGUUGAUCCUAAAGGUAGAACCAGAUUCGGACACUGUUCUAAAUACUUAUCUGAUUUAUCAAUCGGCGAUGAAUUGGUUGUUAGUGUUAAGCCAUCGGUCAUGAAAUUACCACCUUUACCAGAACAACCAAUAGUUAUGUCUGGUUUGGGUACUGGUUUGGCUCCAUUCAAAGCUUUUAUUGAAGAAAAGAUUUGGCAAAAACAACAAGGUAUGACUAUUGGUGAGAUUUAUCUUUACAUGGGUUCAAGACACAAAAAGGAAGAAUAUCUUUACGGUGAAUUAUGGGAAGCAUACCAAGAUGCUGGUAUUCUAACCCAUAUUGGUGCAGCCUUCUCCAGAGAUCAACCGGAAAAAAUUUAUAUUCAAGAUAAAAUUAGAGCUUCAAUUGAAGACUUGACCAGUGCCAUUGUUACCAAAAAUGGUUCUUUCUAUUUGUGUGGUCCUACAUGGCCAGUGCCAGAUAUUACUGCUUGUUUAGAAGAUAUCGUUGCUAAUGCUGCCAAGAAGGAAGGUAAAGAGCCAGGCGACGUUCAAAAAAUUGUUGAAGACAUGAAAGAAGAAGGACGUUACAUUUUAGAAGUUUAUUAGAUUUUGUCCGUACACAUUUUUUUAUAGAUGUAUAUUUUUUAGUUUUAACUGAUUAUCUCUGUCUCCAA
This is a messenger RNA of Hyphopichia burtonii NRRL Y-1933, 3502 nucleotides long. RefSeq names its product sulfite reductase subunit alpha (gene MET10). Gene Ontology annotation, molecular function: sulfite reductase (NADPH) activity; FMN binding; flavin adenine dinucleotide binding. The record is from RefSeq and is a predicted model, not a curated record. Lineage: Eukaryota; Fungi; Ascomycota; Pichiomycetes; Serinales; Debaryomycetaceae. Gene Ontology annotation, cellular component: cytosol. The transcript has a single exon. The coding region runs from base 36 to 3434 and encodes 1132 amino acids.